This is a messenger RNA of Saccostrea cuccullata (small rock oyster), 2550 nucleotides long. RefSeq lists its product as uncharacterized. The transcript is spliced from 3 exons. Gene Ontology annotation, molecular function: zinc ion binding; protein binding; ubiquitin protein ligase activity. The coding region runs from base 91 to 2550 and encodes 819 amino acids. Gene Ontology annotation, biological process: proteasome-mediated ubiquitin-dependent protein catabolic process; protein polyubiquitination. Lineage: Eukaryota; Metazoa; Mollusca; Bivalvia; Ostreida; Ostreidae. The record is from RefSeq and is a predicted model, not a curated record.
GAUCCUCUCGACAAAGCUCAAGUACUCCUUCUGUGUAAUCUGUGUGAAAGAGCUGCAUUACAGAGUCAUUGUGAGCUUUGUAAAAUUAGCAUGUGUGAGGCCUGUGUUAUGGAACACCUUUCUGAUUCUUCCCGACAACACAUUAUAAUACCAUACAAAGAUAAAUCUCCUGCUACUAACUACCCAAAAUGUCCACAUCAUUCCCAGAGGCAUUGUAACUUUUACUGUUAUGAAUGUGACAUUCCUGCCUGUUAUACCUGCAUAUCUUCUGGCAAACAUCACCAGCAUAACAUAUCAGAUAUCAUAUGGGAAGUAAGUUCUAAAACAGAAGAUAUAAAAAGAGAUUUGAAUGAACUAGAAAAUAACAUAUAUUUCAUUUAUGAAGAAAUUGCAUCUGACAUCAAGGCUAAUAAAGUAAACUUAGAAAAACAUUCCGAAAAACUGACAGCAGCUGUCACUAAACAAGGAGAGGUCUUGCACAGGGAAAUUGACAUCAUUGUCAAUAAACAGAAAUCUGAAAUUGAUGAUACCAAAACUAAACUCAUGAUUGCUCUAAAUCAACAGGAAAAAGAAAUAAAACAGAAGUUAUCUGAACUUGAUAAGAGCAUUCUUAACCUUAAGAAAAUACUAGAAUCCUGUGAUGUCUCCUUAACCUCUGCCUACAAAUCAAGGAACGAUGAAUUCAGAAUUUUACCUCCUAAAAUUAAUGUUUCGCUUCCAGAGUCCUCCUUUCCAAACAUCAACAUAGAAAAGAUCCAUCAAAUGUUUGGUUCUUUGUCGACAUUUUCAAUUUCAAGAGAGGAACAUGGCUACUUCUACCUUAAGAAGAUACGAGAAUAUGCAUCCCGUCCUCCAGUCAAAAAUCUGCUCGAUGAACCAGAACUCAUAACUACCAUAGAGACGGGGUAUAUACAAAUCAGUGUUGCUUGUUUAAGUGAUGAAGAAAUCUGGACGCGAGGGAAUGUUAAUAUCAUGAAACUUUUCAAUUUGCAGGGUGAACUCCUGAAGUCAAUCCAAACGAGGUCUGGAAACAAACCACGUGACUUAGCAGUGACAAAGGAUGGGGAGCUUGUUUAUACUGACACUAAUUCAAGAACUGUAAACAUAGUGAAAAAUAGUCAGAUGCAGGAAUUGAUCAGACUGGAGAGGUGGAAGCCCUUCAAUGUCUGCUUCAGCGCAAAUGGUGAUAUUCUUGUCACCAUGGACAAUGAUAAAACAGAACAAUCAAGAGUCGUUCGUUACUCUGGCUCUACAGAGAAAACAAUCAUUCAGUUUGAUAGUGAAGGAGUUCCUUUAUAUUCAUAUGAUUGCCUUAAAUACAUGAGUGAGAACAGGAACCUAGAUAUCUGUGUAGCUGAUAAUGGAGCCAAAGCACUUGUGGUGGUUAAUCAGGCAGGAAAACUCCGAUUUAGAUACACUGGUAAUCCUUCUUCUACUACAAAACUAUUUGAGCCUCUGGGCAUCACGACAGACAGUCAGAGUCAGAUCUUGACAUCAGACGGCAUCAACUUUUAUAUCCAUAUACUAGACCAAGAUGGACAGUUCCUCCGUUACAUUGAGAACUGUCAUCUUAAUCAUCCGUUAGGUUUAUGUGUAGACACUAGAGACAACCUUUUUGUGGUUGAAUUGUUAAGUGGUAAAGGUUCUGUAUCCUGUCCUCCAGUCAAACAUCUGCUUGAUGAACCGGAGAUCAUCAACACCUUUGACACUGGGUAUACACCGCUAUACAGUGUUAGCUGUCUCAAUAAUGAAGAAAUCUGGACAUGUGGGUAUGACAAAAUAAUGAAACUCUACAACCUCCAGGGCAAACUACUUAAGUCAAUCCAAACCAAGUCUGGGAACAUGCCAUAUGACAUAGCAGUGACAAGGAGUGGACAGCUAGUUUAUACUGACCCUGGUUUAAGAACUGUAAACAUAUUGAAGAUUGACCAGCUACAGGAAGUGGUCAGGCUACAGGGGUGGAGACCUUACAAUGUCUGUAUUACCUCCUCUGGUCACCUCCUGAUUAUCAUGGACAGUGAUAAUGAUAAACAAUCAAAAAUCGUCCGUUACUCAGGCUUCACAGAGAAACAAACCAUUCAGUUUGAUAGUGAAGGUAAACCUCUGUAUUCAUCUCACCUCCUUAAAUACAUCAGUGAGAACAGGAACCUGGAUAUCUGUGUGGCUGACAGUGGUGCCAAAACAUUAGUGGUGGUUAAUCAGGAGGGAAAACUCCGAUUUAGGUACACUGGUCAUCCUUCUACUGACAAGGGAUCAUUUGGUCCAUGGGGCAUCACAACAGACAGCCAAAGUCAGAUCCUGACAGCAGACAGUGACAACCACUGUAUCCACAUCCUAGAUCAGGAUGGACAGUUCCUCCGUUUCAUUGAAAACUGUGAUCUACAGCGUCCGAUUUUAUGUGUAGACACAAGGGAUAACCUCAUUGUAGCUGAGUACUACAGCGGUAAAGUGAAGAAAAUCAAAUACAUGAAACAAUGUUUUAAUGAUGAUGAUACCAUGGAUACAUUUGUGAUUGGUGUUUUAUCCAGUAGCCAAUCUUACACAAUAUAG